Messenger RNA from Penicillium diatomitis, 1845 nucleotides. RefSeq names its product UDP-glucose 6-dehydrogenase. Gene Ontology annotation, cellular component: nucleus; cytosol. Gene Ontology annotation, molecular function: NAD binding; UDP-glucose 6-dehydrogenase activity. The record is from RefSeq and is a predicted model, not a curated record. Lineage: Eukaryota; Fungi; Ascomycota; Eurotiomycetes; Eurotiales; Aspergillaceae. The coding region runs from base 1 to 1845 and encodes 614 amino acids. The transcript is spliced from 2 exons. Gene Ontology annotation, biological process: polysaccharide biosynthetic process; glycosaminoglycan biosynthetic process.
AUGCACUCCGUCGCGCCGACUUCGAUCGCCGAUACACACGAUUCCCCAGAUGUCUCCUCGACCGUCUUGACAACGCCUGACCGCAGUGCGUCAUGCAGUCCUGCCCUCGAUGAGAAGCUGAAUGCGCCUGGGAGCGCAUCAAGCAACCAGUCCCCCCAUUCAUCCCGGAGCAAAGGAGAGCCAAUUUCCUCUCCAAGACCCAUUCGCAGCAUCUGCUGCGUUGGCGCAGGAUACGUUGGUGGUCCCACAGCCGCUGUGCUCGCGCUCAAGAACCCUGCUAUCAAAGUGACGGUGGUUGAUCGUGACGAGCGUCGCAUUCGGAGGUGGAACUCCCGACACCUUCCAAUCUAUGAACCGGGCCUGGCGGAGGUCGUGCGAAUUGCUCGUGAUGGACUCGGGGACGUCUCGAAAACCGAGCCCCAAGAGGGAUCACGAACCCCUAACCUGUUCUUUUCCACGGAUGUCUCUCGCUGCAUCAGCAAGGCUGAUGCCGUUCUAAUCGCCGUCAACACCCCGACCAAGAUGCGCGGUACAGGCAAAGGUUGCGCCACUGACAUGACAAGCUUCGAAGCCGUAGCUGCCGAGGUCGUGCGUCACGCAAGAGAUGGAACGAUCAUUGUCGAGAAGAGCACUGUUCCAUGCAGGACGGCUCAGAUGAUCCAAGAAAUGAUUCACAUUCAACGACCAGGUGCUCGAUUCGAGAUCCUAUCCAAUCCCGAAUUUCUGGCUGCGGGAACUGCUGUGCAGGACCUGAUCUGCCCAGACCGCAUUAUCAUCGGAUCUGCCCCGACUCCCGACGGACUGGCGGCGGCACAGGCGCUGGCAGAGGUUUAUGCCUCGUGGAUUGAGCGGUCACGCAUCAUCACCACCAAUGUGUGGUCGUCCGAGUUGGCCAAGCUUGUGGCCAACUCUAUGCUCGCACAGCGGUUGAGCAGCAUCAACAGCAUUUCCGCCCUGUGUGAAGCAACUGGGGCCGAGGUCAAUGAAGUCUCCCGCGCGAUUGGCGCUGACACUCGUUUGGGAUCCAAAUUCCUGCGUGCCGGUAUCGGGUUCGGUGGAUCCUGCUUCAAGAAGGACGUCCUCAGCUUGGUCUACCUCGCUGAAUCUCUCGGUCUGUACGAGGUGGGGGCCUACUGGCGCCAGGUCGUGGAGAUGAACGAAUAUCAACGUGACCGAUUCGCCGCACGAGUGAUCAAGCGUCUGAACAGCACUUUGGUCACCAAAAAGAUCUGCGUGUUGGGAUACGCUUUCAAGAAGAACACCUCGGAUACACGAGAAGCUCCCGCGUUGGAAAUCAUCAAGACCCUGCUCGAUGAGAAUCCACGAGAGAUUGCCAUCUUCGACCCCUGCUGCAACCCGCUCGUGAUCGAGGAAGAGAUCCGCGCCUUGCAGAAAUAUGGACCGCCCCUUCUCAGCGAUGACGGCGGUUGUGUGAAGAUCUACUCGGAUGCGUAUGCGGCCUGUGCCGACUCCAACGCCAUCCUGCUGGUCACCGAGUUUGAUGAAUUCAUGAACUUCCCCAUCCCCGCCGCUCGUCCAGCCGCCAAGGCUGCUUCCCCAGCAAAGACCGCCCUUGCCGGCGUGGAACUGUCCAAACUCCAGCUCAACGAAGAGCCCGGGUGCUCGCUCGACUGCCCUGACUGUCAAAUGGGCACUGGCUAUGGUGACGAUGGGGCCAACGAUGCCGACAACCUGCCCAAGAAACAGGUGGAUUGGGCGAAAAUCUCCUCGUCUAUGAAGUCACCCAAAUGGCUCUUCGAUGGACGUUGCGUGAUCGAUGUGCCCAAAAUGGAAGCUCUGGGAAUCCGAGUUGAAGCUAUUGGCUCUUCGGGCUGGAGUGUGUAA